Molecule: messenger RNA, 1748 nt
Organism: Maniola jurtina (meadow brown)
Lineage: Eukaryota; Metazoa; Arthropoda; Insecta; Lepidoptera; Nymphalidae
Gene: Cyp4l6
Product: cytochrome P450 4d2-like
Exons: 11
Coding region: 124-1626 (500 amino acids)
Molecular function (GO): oxidoreductase activity, acting on paired donors, with incorporation or reduction of molecular oxygen; heme binding; monooxygenase activity
Source: RefSeq, a predicted model, not a curated record
CAAAUGUGGUUUGUAAAUACUGAACAGUCUAUAGUCGCGAGAAUUUACUCGGGCAAAGCGAACGUAUUAUUUUUUUCAUCAAAUCAAUUAAUUGUUUUUUAUAUUAGUUAGACUCUAACGAACAUGAUCGCGAUUUUAGUAUUAAUUCUAUUAGUGGUAAUAGUUUUGUAUUCGUGGGUUGUAUUAUUGAGAGAUAGUAAGUCGUUCAAUGUUCCCGGACCACGACCUCUGCCUAUAGUGGGCAAUGGACAUUUAUUCAUCACAAAGCCAUCAGAAUUCAUAUCACUUCUUAAGAAUUUCAAAGUGGAAUUCGGAGAUGUUUUUCGAGUCCAUUUGUUCCACAACCCCUAUGUAAUAAUAUCACAUCCGAAAUAUGCGGAGCCCUUACUAGCACAUAAUGACCUGAUCACUAAAGGGCGAUCCUAUUAUUUCCUUCGACCUUGGCUUGGAGACGGACUUCUUACAUCUACAGGUUUUAGAUGGAGGACGACUCGCAAAUUUUUGACUCCAGCAUUUCAUUUUAACAUUUUGCAAAAUUUCUUGCCUGUUUUUUUGAAAAACGAGAAGAUAUUAAUUAAGAAACUGCAAAAUUACGCCGAUGGAAAAUCGUUUGACUUGUUUCCAGUUAUAGCACUGACUGCUUUGGAUAAUGUUACAGAGUCUAUAAUGGGAGUUUCUGUGGAAGCCCAAAACAAUAGUGAAUCAAAAUAUGUAAAAUCAAUAGAAACCAUAGCCAAGAUUACAUCAUUGAGAAUGCAGAAUCCCUUCAUAGGAGAAGAUGCAAUUUUUAACUUUCUUCAUUAUAAAAAAGCUCAAGACGAAGCACUGAACGUUCUGCACUCUCAGACAAGGAAAGUAAUAGAAAUUCGGCGAGAGGAAUUGAAAAAUGCAAACAUAACCGACUUGAAGGAAUACAGUGAUACAGGUAUGAAAAAUAAACACGCCUUUUUGGAUUUGCUGUUAUUAUCCAAGGUAGACGGCAAAAACAUCGACGAUGAACACGUCAGAGAAGAGGUCGACACGUUUAUGUUCGAGGGUCACGAUACUACUACAUCCGGUAUCUCCUUCACAUUGUAUUGUCUGGCAAUACAUCCUGAAGUUCAGCAGAAAAUUCUUGAUGAACAAAGAAGUAUCCUUGGAGAAAAUUUGGAUAGGGAUCCAAGUUAUGUAGAACUCAAAGAGAUGAAAUAUUUGGAGUUAGUCAUCAGAGAGAGUCUUCGACUGUAUCCCUCAGUACCACUCAUUGAAAGACUUAUGACUAAAGAUACAGAAAUAGCUGGACUAAAGCUAAGAAAGAAUACAUCAGUGAUAGUGAACAUAUUCGAGAUACAUCGUCAUCCCGAGCUCUAUGACAAUCCUAUGGAAUUUCGUCCGGAGAGACACAGCACGUUGGAAGCCAACUCCGCAAAGAAUGCCUUCAGUUGGCUCGCUUUCAGCGCUGGACCUAGGAAUUGUAUUGGUCAAAAAUUCGCAAUGAUGGAACUGAAAGUCACUGUGGCGAGUGUCAUCAAAAGCUUCAUAGUGCUACCAGCGGAUUCUAAAGAACCAGGAUUGUGUGCGGAGCUUAUUUUGAGGAGUGACAGUGGUAUUAACGUUAAAUUGAAACCUAGGAAUAAAAAUUACUAGCAUUAAUAAAUUUCACUAUGUUUAGGUUGUAAAAGAAAUGCAAAUCAUAAUUAUUUCUAAGUAGGUUCGAACACUGGUAAACGGCUUUGGUGAUUGUUUUCUGAUCUACAAAAAAUAUCAUA